AUGUGCUUACAGGAACCAAAGAGAAUCAUUCUUGGGCAAACAGAGGUGUUCCGAAGAAAAAAUGGUAUUAUACGUCAAGUACAAUCAAAUGAUGAAGCACAUUACAUACCAUUGCUUGAAAGCCUCAAAAAUCUAUUGAGUGAUGAAUUCAUUCUUAAUGAGGUAGUUGAAAACAAUUAAAAGACAUUGGGUCGUUCCAGAAAAGAUCCAUACUUUCCCCAUGGAGGAAAUUUCUGCCGUCUGGAGGGGGAGGGGAGAAAAAAUUGUUUCUGAGAAUAGUAAAUGUAUUAAUUAGGACAUCCGAAGGGGGUAGUGGGAUUAACUUCCUAUAUCCUCCAUGGGGGUGGUAUGCAUGUUUUCUGGAAUGACCCGUUGCGCUAAAGUAUACUGUAGUAAAGUAUUCAUUUGGUAUUUUUGUGUUGCUUUCAUAAAAGUAGCUGCAAAAUGCUAAUUUGUAGUGAACUCAUAUACUUAAACUUAGUUGGUAACCUUUAUGACCUGAUGUACUUUGUAUAUUAUAUGUAUAUUAUUAUUGUAUAUAGCAAGACGUAGAAAAUUCGAUCAUAUUACCCCUGUUAUGAAAGAGCUGCACUGGCUUCCCGUUAGCCAAUGUAUGAUUUACAACAUACUUCUCAUCACUUACAAGGCUAUAAACGGUCUCGCACCAAGUUAUAUUGGGGAUAUGCUACAGCAGCUCAAAUCAACAAUGAAUCUACUUUCAUUGAUGAAAGGAUUUCUCUCAGUACCACCCAUAAAGUUGGUCAACUAUGGUCAAAGAUCAUUUUCAUAUGCCGUGCCAAAACUAUGGAAUGAACUUCCAGAUUCAGUAUGCCAUAGUGGAUCCAUAUCUACUUUUAAAACAAAAUUGAAGACAUAUUUAUUUAGAAAUUUCUAUAAGUAAUUGAACACUGUACAAGUCUGUAGUUUUGCCAAUUUUAAAUAUUAUUUGUUGCAUCUAACUAUUUAACUGACUUUUUUAUCUAAUUGACUUUUUUACUCUUAUAUGGUAAAGGUAAAUAUACAAAAUUUUAAAAGGAUUGUUGUAAAUAGUGCUAAAAUUUUAAAAUUUUCUAAAUAUUGUAAAGCGCCAUUGAGCUGUGGGAAAUGGCACUAUAGAAAUACAUGUUAUUAUUAUUAUUAUUCAAGAUUGAGAGUCCUCACAUAAGCACAGAUGGAUUAAUUAAAGAUUAUUGUGAUGGUGAAAACUACAAGACACAUCCUCUCUUUUCAUUGAAACCGACAGCCUUGCAGAUUAUGCUUUAUUAUGAUGACUUGGAGACAUGUAAUGUUCUUGGAUCCAGAGUAAAUAAACACAAACUAGGUACUGUAAUCUUUCUAUCUAUCUAGUAAGUAUCUUUGUCCGUCUGUCUGUCUAAUUUCUAUUUUUACAUUUGUCUGCUUAUAGUUAUUAAAAUCAGGCACCCUUGCACAUUAGAAAAAUAACUGUUUGAAAAUAGUUUACUUUUGUACAGAGUGUAUGAAAAAGUACAAACUUUUUCAUACACCCUGCAUAAAUUAUGCUUUGUACACUACAUAAUAAAAUACUGUUGUAUAAUUUUGAGCUACUGUGUAAUAUUUCAGGAGCAUUUUACUACACAUUGGGCAACGUCCGGCCAUUAUACAGAUCAUCUUUAAAGUCAAUCCAGCUCCUCUGUUUAUGCAAGACUUUGUACAUCAAGAAGUAUGGGAUUGAUGCAGUUCUGCAGCCAUUUAUGGUUGAUUUAAGAAAACUUGAACAGGUGAUUAUGUAAUGUAGUGUUUCCAGUCUUGCUAACAUAUGCAUGCUUGCAAUUAAGAUUAUAAUUGCAUGGGAAUAUCUGGAAUAGAUUUCCAAGAUCAUGACAAUUUUGCCAUUAUAUGAUAUACUGUCAAUGACAUUAAAGGUCCUCCUCAGGAUGAAUGAUAAUUUUAUAAAUAUGACCAUUCCAAUUAAGGUCAUUCAGGUAAUAAUGUUUAAGUGCCCUCUAUAUACAGCUGUGAAUCUUUUUGAUUAUUAUAUUGCAUAUUAAUUAUUCCACAUGAAUAAGAUAUGAAUAAGAUAUGUUUAUAAUUAUACUUCUUUUUGUGUCUAGGACACAGGCCAUUCUCUUGUUGUGAAUGGACAGCAGAGAACCAUUCAUGGAAGUAUAGCCUAUACAUCAGCUGAUAACCUUGGUGCACAAGCCUUGGGUGGGUUCAAAGAGAGCUGUAGUGCUCACCGGCCAUGUCGAUACUGCCUUGGCACUCUGGAUGAAAUGAAGUCUAAGGUAUAAACUGUACGAAAGGCUAAUGAUGCUGAUAACUUUAUUUGCAGGAUGUCCACCAAUGAUAAAAUCUAAAGUAUAUACUAUGCCAAAAUUUUUCUAUAUACAUGUUGUCAAAGUUCUCUGUUCACUUUUACGCUCUCUAUUGGUAUGUGCAUCAAUACAGUGGCGUAGCCAGACCUUCAUUUUUAUUUAUUUAUUUUUUUUUGGGGGGGGGGGUGAAGCGAACGUGUGAGACAUCUACGGGGUCCAGGGGCAUGAACCCCCGGGAAAAUUUUGGGAUCUAGAAUCCCUGAAAAUAUAUGCGAUUUCAAGCAUUUUGGGGGUGAAAUCUUGCAGAAUUCCGAAGAUUAUAAAGUACAUCGAAGACAUAAAGUUUCCCAGACAUUUCCAAUUUUCUACUCGGAAUUAAAUAAAUUGGAAAAGUCGCCUUGAAAAACAGGAGGAGCCGGUCAGCGUCACCUUAUUUCCCCUCUGUGAUGCUGGGGGAAGAAAAUCCCAAUGUGAUUUUGAACAGAAAUGUUGCAUUUAAAUCAUUCUAGGUUCUAUGAGACAGAAUUUCCGCAUUGUCAAAAUUGCGUUGCUUUUUUAUGCGAUACAGGAUAAGUCUGAGAAGAAUAUUCAUGCUAUGAUAAUGCAUACAUGUAAAUCUAAACUAAAUCUAUUCUUCUUGGAACCAUAUAUCUACAACUGCUUUAACGCGAGAUUUUACAAAUCAAGUUCCUCCAGUAUAUCUUCGUUUUCCUCAGUCGAGGCGUACUUAAUCAGUUUCAGCUUCAAGGAUGUAACGUGUAACCCCCCCCCCCAAUUUCUCUACGGAUUUAGCCUUUUUCAGAUAAUUUUUUUUGCGAUUGGGUGGGCCCCCCUGGCUACGCCACUGCAUCAAUAAGGAUUUUGAUUACCUACAUGUAGAAGGUCUGUCCAAAUAGGUCAAUUAUGCAGCUUACAGGCAAUUCAGUUAUCCACCACCCACAUAUACCUGGUAGGUUGGGAUAAGUUAUUACAUGCCAGAGGCAUGUAUGGGCCUUUGGACUAUGUAACUUUGAUUUCAAUCUAAACUUCAUAAAGGAAGUUAUUGAUAUGUGUUUAUUAAUACGAAUUUUGUAAUAUUGUAUGGUUACCGUAUGCAAAAUAUCAAGUUGGUAAAAGCUUUGUCUACUUUUAAUGCUAUUAUCUCAUACCCCUCAUUUCCUCAACCUCGAUAAUUCCACACAGUAUAUCACAAAAACCUCAUAAAAUAAUAAUUACAAUAUAUAAAUAUAUUUAUGUACCAAUGUUUUAUUGAUUUUUUUUAAACAAAAGUCAAAGAAGUUGCAAGACUGGUUCUUGCAGAAAGUGCAUGAAAAUAUUAUAUGCAUACGACCCCUUCUUCUAUGAUGUAAAAAUCCUAAUGUUGUUUGUUUUCUUAAUCUUUAAUUGCAGUUUCAUGAGAACGACUUUGUUUUGAGAACAAAAGAUGGCCAUGAUAAGCAAUGUGAUGAAGUUUUGACACAUGGAGAACACUUCAGUAAAACAUAUGGCAUUAAUCGCAAACCAGUUCUUAACGAAAGCAGAUAUUACCAUGUUAUUGGAGGUCUACCAGCAGACAUUAUGCAUGACAUAUUGGAGGGAGUUUUGCAGUAUGAAGUCAAGGAACUGUUAAAACAUUAUAUAUAAGUAGAACAUCUUUUUACACUAGAACAUCUCAACCAUCAAAUUGCCAGCUAUGAUUUUGGUUAUUAUAAUGAAAAGAACAGGCCAUCUCAAAUUACUGAAUUGAAGUUAUCAUCAGCCGAUAACAGUUUAAGGCAACACGGUAAGAGUUAACCAGUUACCUUGUGAAGCUCUAUGGUUGAAUGAGACUUAUUUAACUAUCUAGCAUCAGCUAAUUGUAUUUACUUUUAGGGUAUAGCACUGUAGGCAACUUAUAUUUAAUAUAUAUUCAUUUAUACAUAUACAUAUAUAUAUUUCUAUUGUUCUAGCUGUGCAGAUGUGGUGCUUGGGAAUCCAUUUGCCUCUAAUGAUUGGUGAUAUGAUUCCAACUGAUGAUGCUCACUGGAACCUUUUCAUAAAAUUACUUGAGAUAAUGUCUAUAUGUUUUUCGCCAACAAUAUCUGCAGAUCAAAUGGCGUACCUGCAAAUCUUGAUCCAGGAUCAUCACAUGGAAUUCUGCAGACUUUAUCCAGAAUGCUCGGUCAUACCAAAGAUGCAUUUCAUGAUUCACAUGCCUACUCUAAUGCUCCGGUAUGUUGCACAUUUUUACUCUCCUCAAUUCGAUCAUACAACAACCUGUAAUUAAGUCAGAAUAUUAAGAAUUAAGGUCUGGCAUGUUCAAAAUUCAACAAGCGGCGACUUGCGUGUGCUAUUAUUUGCGUUGGUAAUACACAGUCAACUAAAAUCCAUGCUACCAUCAAUCGUGUGUUAAAUAUGUGGUAGCCUUAUGCCAAGUACCUUUAUGUUUCAGUCAUGGUCCUCUUCUUCGAGCUUGGUGCAUGCGUUAUGAGGCUAAACAUCAUUACUUUAAACACCUAUCGACGGUCAUUGGAAAUUACAAGAACCUCUCCUACACCUUGGCAAUGCGUCAUCAACACUGGCUCUGUUACAUGCAACAGACAGGCAAUCAUGAAUCCUCAUUCCUUGAAAAAGGAUUAGAAAUACAUUCAGGUAGAAAUUUGAUUCAUACACAUAUAUACCAGCAGCAGUGAAUAUACUGUACUCAAGUGAGUGCUGUAUUUAUUUAUUAUUAAUUUUGUAAAAAUAAUUUAAAGUGCUUCUGUUGUUUUCAAAACAGGUUCCAAAGUUUUUGCUGGUGAUCUUCGAUAUUUUAACGAAUUGCAUCAAAAAGUUGACCAGAUAAAUGAAAUAACUGAAAUCACAAAGUAAGUUUAUUGCACAGGAAUGAAGCUCAUGACGUGCUUAAUUUAUAUGAUUAUUGUAUGUACUCAAUUAGACUAAUUAUAAUCAAUACAAAUUUCCCACCUGCCCUAUCUCCUGGGUUCGAUUUCAUCAUGGAGGUGUGACUGCAAUGCAUGUAACUACAUUAAAUGAUCACUGUAUUCUUUAAAGGCCAAAAUCGAUUUCAGUACAUGGAACCACAUACAAAGUUGGAUGUGUGAUGUGGGUUGGGCUUGAUGAGGAAGAGAUGCCAUCCUUUGCACUGGUGAAAGAUAUCUGUGUGGUAGAAACCAACUUAAGUGGUAUAUGGUUUGUAACUGAGAUAUUGCAUACAGCAGCAUUUAGCAAGCACUUCAAUGCAUAUGAAGUAAAUAACACCAUAAAUUUAAGUGUUAUAAAACAACAAGAGCUUGUAUAUCCAUUGCCACUCCAUAUCAUCACAAUCAGGGACCAAGAAGAUGAAAAGCAUUUUGUUUGCCCGAAGUACCAGAUUCCAAGUGUCUAA
Molecule: messenger RNA, 5622 nt
Organism: Paramuricea clavata
Lineage: Eukaryota; Metazoa; Cnidaria; Anthozoa; Malacalcyonacea; Plexauridae
Source: the annotation of a GenBank genome assembly